This is a messenger RNA of Actinia tenebrosa (Australian red waratah sea anemone), 3692 nucleotides long. Its product is annotated as endothelin-converting enzyme 1. Lineage: Eukaryota; Metazoa; Cnidaria; Anthozoa; Actiniaria; Actiniidae. Gene Ontology annotation, molecular function: metalloendopeptidase activity. Gene Ontology annotation, biological process: protein processing. The record is from RefSeq and is a predicted model, not a curated record. Gene Ontology annotation, cellular component: plasma membrane.
CCUUUAGAUAAGAUAACACGGACGGGAAUAGGGCCAGGACAAAGGGGACGCCAAAAUUUAAGGUUAUCAAAUAUUACAUCUGUAAUGGGAGAUGAUAGAAAAAGACGGCAAACGAAUGGUGGCACCGACGGUAAUGAAGUGAUCGGAGAAAGAUCGUCGUCAAUAUGUGGACCUCGUUUCAUGGCCAUCACCGGUGUCUUGACAGUUCUACUGGUAAUAGCAGUGAUUCACGUAGCAACAAGCGAAAACAAGAAGAGUUAUUUUGACGAACUUUUAAGCACAGGGGGAGCUAUAAGAUCUGCAAGAUAUGCUCGGUCCCAUGACGAAGCGACGACUAUCAAGGCCGGCGGGGUAUGCCACACCAAAGAGUGUAAAAAAGUGGCUAACUAUAUCAAAAGUUCAUUAAACCUCAAGUCUGAUCCUUGUACGGAUUUUUACGAUUAUGUUUGCGGGGGAUGGAAGAAAAAAAAUCCCAUCCCAAGAAGUUCAUCUACUUAUUCUACUUUUACCAAACUCAACAGUCAAGUUGAAAAAUCUUUACGAGAGAUUCUAAAUGCUGGGAUAAAAAGUAUUGAAGGAGCGAAUAAAGAACUCAUGAAAAUGCCUUCAGAUAUUUAUCACUCGUGUAUGGACUUGGAUACCAUAGAUAAAGUCGGCGACAAGCCAGUAAAAAAACUUAUCAAGGAAAUGGGAGGAUGGAGUAUGGACGAGAAGAAUAAAGUUUGGGAUGAGAAGACUUGGGAUUUUAAGAAGAUCCUUCUUUAUAUUCAUAAGCAGUAUACGUCGGCUGGAGGACCGUUGUUCUCUGUGCAUAUUAGUGAUGAUCCUGUAAAUAACAGCAGGCAUGUUAUAGAUAUCGAUCAAGCUGGACCUAGCCUUUCUAGAGAAGUAUAUUUUGACAACAAGAAGAUCAUUAAAGCCUACAAACAAUUUAUCAUCGAUGUUGGAACUUUGUUGGGCGGAGGAAAAAACAUUGAAAAGAGUGCACAGGGGAUCAUUGACUUUGAAACCCAACUUGCAAAUAUCAGCGUACCUGAUGCAGACAAGAUUGAAAGCUGGUUUCACAGGAUGACUGUCAAGGAAUUGAAGAAGGAAGUGCCUGAAUACGACUGGCUUAAUCAUCUAAACACAAUGUUUACGACGGACAAGAUACAAGAAAGCGAGGAGCUCACCGUACCUGCUCUGCCUUACUUGAAGAAGCUGAUGAAGUUAGUCGAGAACACACCAAAAAGUGUGUUGUCCAAUUAUCUUGUGUGGAACGUCAUCCAAGAUGAGGUAUCUUUUCUGUCCAAGCCCUAUAGAGAUGCACGGACAAAAUACAGAGAUAGUGUACUUGGUUCUAAAGGUCAAAAGAAGCGAUGGAAGACAUGUGUUUCCUACACUAACGAGUUGGUGGGAGAUAUACUAGGUGCUGCUUAUAUCCGAAAACAUUUCGACAAACAUAGCAAAGAAAUGGCAAAGUCAAUGAUUCUGGAAGUUCGUAAAGCAUUCAAAGACAACGUGAAUUCUCUUCCCUGGAUGGACAAGCUUACCAAGGCGGCGGUGUCAGAAAAGGCGGAUGCAAUGAGCGACGAGGUCGGUUUUCCAACUUAUCUCAUCGACAGCAAGAAGUUUAUCAAGAAAUUCAAGAAAUACAAUGUCGUCAUCAUAAAGGACAACGCCCUCUUCAAUAACAGAAUGGCUAUACUCAAGAUGGCCCACCAGAGAAUGCUGAAGAAAUUAAGAAAACCUGUUGAUAGAGAAGAGUGGCCAAUGGAUCCUCAAACUAUUAACGCCAUGUACAGUUUUAAUGAAAAUGAGAUGAUUAUCCCAGCAGCAAUCUUACAACCUCCUUUCUUCUACCCCAAAGGAAGCCCAAUUUCCCUUUCCUUCGGUGCUAUUGGUUCCAUUCUCGGGCAUGAAAUGACACAUGGAUUCGACAAUACUGGAAGGAAAUUCAACAAGAAAGGAGAGCUGACGGCUCAGUGGUGGUCAAGCAACUCGCUCAAAGAAUUUAAUGUUAAGGCUGAGUGUAUUGAGAAACAAUACUCACACUACAAAGUAGCAGGAAAAUUCCCAAUCAAUGGUAAACUCACUCUUGGUGAAAAUAUUGCUGACAAUGGUGGAUUCAAAUCCUCCAUCAAGGCGUACAAUAAUUGGUUAAAGAAAAAUGGCGAUGAAACUUGGAAGCUUCCUGGACUGAAUUUCACCAAUGAACAGCUGUUCUACAUUGGAUUUGGACAGGCGUAUUGCAGUAACAGUAGACCUACGGAGCAGUAUCUGGCGACACUCAGUGACCACCACUCAGAGGAAAAAUUCAGGGUGAUCGGAACGCUAUCAAACUCCUACGAGUUUUCCGAAGCAUUCAAGUGCAAAGGAAAAAGCCCGAUGAAUCCUUCAAUCAAGUGUUCUGUCUGGAGUAAUGAAGGGCCAAUCCUCUAGUGAUACCCUAUAACUGGGCUUCCUGUGUACAAAGAACAGUUUGAUUCGACAUUGAUUUUUGGUGUGCGUAUACUUAAACCGGGAUAGUGGAGCCAAACAGAAAUCAGCAGAAAAAAGCAACCGGUUUUCAACAUUUUUUUUUUGUUUCCACGAGAAAAAGACGAUCUAUUUGUUUACACGUAACAUUAUGGCCAUAUAUAAGCCAUUCCGAGAUUGAGGGAGGCUGUGCCAUUGUGGGACUGUUUUAGCGGACUAAAUAGAUGUCAUCUUGGAAAUAUUUCCUCUAAAACAGCCCCAAAAUGCACUGCAAAGCAAACUCGACCCAGUUUUUCCUCAACCUUGGAUUCACUUAUAACUGUUCUCGUACAGUACAGGCGGGUUUCUGAUUGAGUUGGAAAACUUUGUUUUCAUUCUACAUUUUGAUUGGUUCUCGCUAUCUAACAGGUCUAAGUGGCCAUGGUUUCAUGAUCAGUUUUCGCAUAUUCAUCGUCUUGUAGCACUAGAUCAAUUAAAACAUUAUACAUUGUACGUUAGUUUGUUUAAAAUAUUUUUUGAUUCUAAAACAAGGAUUUCCAAUACCGUCGACUAAAACGGACGGUUAGUUUUUUUAGAGAUUGGACGGUUUCGCUGCCAUAAAAAACAAACCCAAAUGACUGCGUAAUUUCAUUCCCAAUGCAUCAAAACUCAAAACGUUUCUUCAGUAGAAAUGUAAACCCUUCACUGAUAGUCUACUGACUAGGGAGGACAGCAGUCAUUCAGCUCCUGUCACACUUUGCCUUCCAUAUCGAUCACGUGCUCAUUACCUUGAUCGUUAUGACUUUCUCAAUUUCUUCCUCAAUUGUUUAUGCGUGAGCAGAAUGCAUAGGUCCGACCCAGACAAUAGUGGAAUUCAAAUCUUGUCCCACAAACAACUACGCAGUAUUUGUUUUAAAGAGUACUUCAAGGCAAUUUUCUUUUCUUUUCUCAGGGCAUUAAAUCUUUGAUUUAUUUUCCGCGAUCAGAGUUUUCAAUUCUGAGAUAUUCUAGCUAAUUUGUUGAGCUUGUGAUACUUAGCAACAGUAAGUAAGGGUAGUCGGAAUUGUGAAUACUAAAGCAAAUUGAAUGGAUUUAUAAAAUCUGAUGUAACAUUCUGUACAGAAUUAUCCAGUAAGAUAUCAAUAUUUGAUAUGAAGGCCUUGGUCCAGCAGAAUAAAUCUGCAGCAUUGCAUUGUAUAACUGAUUAAUGAAACUUGAUGUAAAGUAACGUAAAAUAAAUAUUUGAGCCAAAAAGA